Messenger RNA from Protopterus annectens (West African lungfish), 396 nucleotides. Its product is annotated as 2-(3-amino-3-carboxypropyl)histidine synthase subunit 1-like. The transcript is spliced from 4 exons. The record is from RefSeq and is a predicted model, not a curated record. Gene Ontology annotation, biological process: protein histidyl modification to diphthamide. Gene Ontology annotation, molecular function: 2-(3-amino-3-carboxypropyl)histidine synthase activity. The coding region runs from base 79 to 396 and encodes 105 amino acids. NCBI's taxonomy places the organism in Eukaryota, Metazoa, Chordata, Ceratodontiformes, Protopteridae.
CCUAGUUUUUAGCUAAUUGGCUGGAGGUGCCUGUUUUCCAUCCACGUGCGUUUGUCUACAUUCUGUGCUGUGCAUGUCAUGGCGACAGGUGACAGUAUCACUGGCCCAAAGAUGACUGCAGUGAUUCCAGCCAAGCGGACUACAGCUCGGGACCACCAGAGGAGAGUAGCCAGUCAAAUUCCAGAUGACAUUUUAAAGAAUGUAGAACUUCAGGAGGCUAUAAAAGUUCUGCCAAGCAACUACAAUUUUGAGAUUCACAAAACUAUAUGGAGAAUCAAACAAACACAAGCAAAACGAGUUGCUCUGCAGAUGCCAGAAGGACUGUUGCUGUUUGCUUGUGCAAUAUCUGACAUCAUCGAAAGAAGUUAUUUUAAAGCUAAGGGUGUUGUGCUUUAA